AUGUCUUCGCCGGAAGACUUAUUCCUGCAGUAUGAGGGGAAUAUUGUCCCGCGCUCAUUCAACGGUGGCUUCGUCGCGCUGAGCUACAUCAUAUCCCUCAUCGGGGCGGCUUCGACACUCGAGCUGAUCAACAGGAGAACUUCACGCAAUGGCCUGUCCAACCACGUUAUCCUGGUCAGCGCGGCCGUAACAAUGGGCGGAAUCUCGAUUUGGUGUAUGCACUUUAUUGGCAACAGGGCCAUCGACUUGGCGCAUGGAGAGGCCGAACUUCAGAUCGUAUACUCGAGCGGCUUCACUGCGUUGUCGUUCUUCAUGCCCAUCUUGGUACUGCUCACUGCUUUCGUCGCCGUCGGGACAAACAACAAAGUCUCCUGGUGGCGAAUCGCCCUUGGAGGUACGAUCGCUGGUGGUGCCAUCUGCGGUAUGCAUUACCUGGGUAAUGCCUCGAUUGACAACUAUUCCUGCAUUUACAACACGGUUAACAUUGUCGGUGCAGCUUUGAUCGCCGUAGCUGCGAGUAUUGUGGCGCUAUCGUUGUUCUUCGUCUUCAGGGCAUCCUGGACUAAUUCGUGGUGGAAAAGGGGUUUGUCUGCCGUCGUGCUGGCUGGUGCUGUCUCAGGGAUGCACUGGUGUGCUUCGACUGGGACUCAUUAUCGGCUCAUACGCCUAAAUUUUGGACAGAACCAGCUCACUCGCAAUACGACCUUCGUUGUGGUCAUCUGCCUGUCCGUGGCUGCCGCGUUGAUCAUGGCGGGUGUUGCCAUGUACUCUACCCACGUCAGGAGGCAUUACGCUCAUAAGGCACAGCAGGUCGUUCUCGCUGCUGCUGUGUUUGAUCAACAUGGCCGCAUCCUCGUUAACCCGGAUGGACUAUUGCCCUGCGAGAAGAUCACAGAUACCUACAUCGAGAAGACACCAAGUGACUUGUUUAAUAUCGCCCACCCUCUCUUCCAUUGGAUGUUUCAGGCGUCUCGAAACUGGAAUGGACUGACGAGCAUAAUUAAUGGCAUGGGGAACCACCUUGCACAUCUCCCUCGAAGCGGUCGAGAUGCGAAGGUUCGACUCAUCGACGAAAACGGCCAGCUCAUUGAAAAUUACGACAUCAUCUUCCGUGAGCUCUUCUGUCUCGCGGCCGUGAACUUGGCAGACAGGAUGAAGGAACACAUUUCGAAUGUCGGUACGCUGUGGGACGAGAUUCUCCCCACGGGAGCUGGGGGGUCGUUUCGGCGGACGGACGACUUGACGCAGAGAAAUCGUCGUAGCACACAGAUUUUGGGACCGGAAGAAGAUGACUUUGCUGAAAAAGGAGAGGUUUGGAAAGCCAAGCAGCAAGAAUACGGCCGGGGAUCUCUCAUGUUUCUGGUACGUCGUCUGGAGAUAACGCGUAACGUUGAACGGCUUGAAGCUGCAGGCUUCCGAUUCGCCGACAUCAACCAGGUGUGUGGAAUUAUUGGAUCCAGCAUGCAAAUCAAGACGAGGAAUCUUGGCGGCAAGCUGAACGACAUGGCUAGAUACGCCGAAGAGAACAACAUGAUGGAGCCCGGUGUGCAUUUGGGCUUUUUUGGCGUAAGAGCGAGGGUCGGUGCCGGUUUUGACAUUCUGGUCAGGCGAGAGGCCAGGAACCUGAUUCCUUCGUUGCAAAUGCCACUUGAGCGCCUCGAAUUAUGGCAGAUCGAUUUCCUACGUCAACUGGAUCAUGUAGACGUGCCGUCGCUAUGCCAAAAGCUGGAAGCUACCAAGAAGCAGUCCCCACGAGAAAUGCUCUUCGCUUCUCAGCUGUACGACACAGUGGAGGCUCUUCGCGCAUGGAUAGACAACCCAAUUAUCGACGAGGCGGUGCUAACAGCCAAGGUGGUGCGAGUCCCCUGCCGAGCCCGGGCCGGGACGUCCUCAGCCACCACCUGCACCUUGAUUACUCUUCACAUGGUGAUUCCGAUCCACGUCAACAUGCAAAGUCCCAAGUGCGACUUCAUCCCGUUGAGCUUCUUCAAGGUGCAUCAGUUGGUGUACAAGAAUUCUCCUCAGCAUGCGGCAUUCUCCCGUUCGGUACACCGUGAUAUUGCCCCCAUCGUCAACGCUGUGCCACUCAGUGUCCCGACACUAGGUCAUGACAGUACAAGAAACUCGUUUCGAUCAACCCGCCUCGAAGCUGGCGCCUUCAACCACGCCUUCAAGCGCUGGAGCCGGCCAAGCACGGCGACAUAUUCUGUCGAUGAAGACGGCAAUCCGAUUCCGACAGAGUUCGGCCACAAAUCGAGUACAGGAUCCAAUCACUCGAGCUCGACGCUGAAGCUGUGGAAUGGGAGCCGUAGCGAACCGCGCUCGCCGACCCACGAGUCGACGUCUUCGCGGUUCAUAGCAGCCCAUCCACAAUCCAGCUUCGGCGGUAUCAUGGUCUCGCAAGAAAUCCAGGUUGAAGUCCAGGAAGCGGACGAAAACCAGUCGCAGUGUGGUGCGCCAUCGGCGUUAAACCGGUUGUCAACGCAAGGCAAGCCCGGGGUGGAUCGGUUGACAGUCGUGACGACAGAGCGCAGGAAGACACAAUUGCCAGGUGCAGUGAUUGAGAUGAAGUCCAUGCCGGAAGGCCGAGAGGAGAUCCACAGUGGCCCAACAUUGGGAUCUGCGGUGGUUGAAAGCGAGAAAUUCGUCGACGUGACCACCUUCGUGGAUGAGCUGUUUACUGUUUGUGUUGAUGGGAGGUAA
Molecule: messenger RNA, 2703 nt
Organism: Pseudomassariella vexata
Lineage: Eukaryota; Fungi; Ascomycota; Sordariomycetes; Amphisphaeriales; Pseudomassariaceae
Exons: 2
Coding region: 1-2703 (900 amino acids)
Source: RefSeq, a predicted model, not a curated record